Balaenoptera musculus (blue whale) is the source of this 1162-nucleotide messenger RNA. RefSeq names its product proteasome assembly chaperone 3 (gene PSMG3). Bases 460 to 828 code for a protein of 122 amino acids. The record is from RefSeq and is a predicted model, not a curated record. The transcript is spliced from 3 exons. Lineage: Eukaryota; Metazoa; Chordata; Mammalia; Artiodactyla; Balaenopteridae. Gene Ontology annotation, biological process: proteasome assembly.
GGGCAGCAUGGCGGGCGGCGGGGCUGCUGGGGAUCCGGCAGGGCCGGACGGGGGCGGAGAGGGUGGGCGUCCCCACGGGCCCCGGGCGGCUCCAGCCGCCCUCUGCCCUCCGCCCUCCGCCUUGCUGGGGGUGCUGCUUCUCCCGUGGGACCGAUGGUUUCCCCAAACGCAGAAAACGAAACCUCAGUGGGCGCCCUAGAGGGGCGACGCGGGCGCCGCCACCCGCUCCGCCGGGUUUCUGCGCCUGCGGCGCUUACUUCCCCCCCACCCCCGCGCGAUGGCAUGACUGAGGCCCCCAAGACUCAAAUGAGAGCCGUUGGGAUGCGGUGGGGGUCACAGUGAUGCAGGACGGCGGGGGCCGACGCGUGGGGAAGGGGAGUCCUCACCUGCCUCCAGAGGCGAAAGUGUAUUUUGACGUCUCGCCUGUCUGUAUGUACGUGCCAUCGAGCAGUCCCAGCUAUGGAAGGUAAGCCAUUGGUGAUAUCGAAAGAGAAGACUGCAGUGGUGUGUGGGGUCCCCACCCAGGUGGUCUGUACAGCCUUCAGCACUCACAUCCUGGUGGUGGUGACCCAGUUCGGGAAGAUGGGUACCCUGGUCUCCCUGGAACCCAGCAAUGUGACCAGUGACGUCGGCAAGGCCGUGCUGACCACGAAAGUCCUUCUCGGGCAGGACGAGCCUCUCAUCCAUGUCUUCGCAAAGAAUCUGGUGGCGUUUGUGUCUCAGGAAGCUGGCAACAGAGCAGUCCUUCUCGCCCUAGCCGUGAAGGACAAGAGCCUGGAGGGGGUGACGGCCUUGAAGGAGGAGAUCCGGACGUGCCAGGUGUGGUGACCGCGGAGUAACCACCCGUGCCGUCCAGCAGGGCCACAUGGCGACUCAGACACCCUGGCAAGGAUUUGAAGACCCUCCCUCAGUCAGAAGGAGGGGCUUUAUCUGGCUUUGGUCCUUGAAGCUGGAAGAAACAUGCACGUCUCGGGCCCACUUUGGUUUGGGGGCUGACCUCACCUGUGGAGGGAGGGCGUGGAAUGUGUCCUGGGGUGUUGUGAGCGGUCCUCCCUGGGUCCACACAGUUGCACAUGGUUGAGAAUUGACGGAACGAGUCAUGGCCCUCAGUGUGCAGAUGAGUUGGGGGAAAUUUUUUUUUUAUUAAAAGUAAAUGCACAUC